This is a messenger RNA of Mercurialis annua (annual mercury), 3906 nucleotides long. RefSeq lists its product as uncharacterized. Gene Ontology annotation, molecular function: hydrolase activity, acting on ester bonds. The record is from RefSeq and is a predicted model, not a curated record. Bases 252 to 3542 code for a protein of 1096 amino acids. Lineage: Eukaryota; Viridiplantae; Streptophyta; Magnoliopsida; Malpighiales; Euphorbiaceae. The transcript has 19 exons.
GACUCUUACUGACCCGAUUCUCAUUUUCUCUUCCAGUCUUCCCAUUUUCUAUGUCAUUAAAAGAACAAGACCAUAAAACCUUUCCGUACACUUCACUGUAUCUAAUCUAACUCACCAUCUCCUCCACUUCACUUCCAUUUCAGGCAACUUUCCGAUACAUUUCCGAUCAGAUUUUAGAAGAUGUGCAAAGAAAAUUACUGGAUGAGGUGGCAGUGAUAAAGUGGAAUUUGAGAUUUUAUUUUUGGAAAAGAAUGGAAGGAUUUAGAGGCAAGAUUAGAGUUGGUGUUAUUGUUAUAAUAACACUAUGGAUUGGUUUACUCGCUUUAUAUGGCUUAUUAAAGCCGAUUUCGAAUGGUUGUGUGAUGACUUAUAUGUAUCCUACUUAUAUUCCGAUUUCAAGUGGCGGAGAUAGUGCGAAAUAUGGAUUGCAUUUGUACCAUGAAGGCUGGAAAAAGAUUGACUAUAAUGAGCAUUUAAAGCAACUUAAUGGGGUUCCUGUUCUUUUUAUUCCCGGAAAUGGUGGUAGCUACAAACAGGCAAGAUCUUUGGCUGCAGAAUCUGACAGGGCAUAUCAAGGAGGUCCACUUGAACGGACAUUUUAUGAUGAGGCGUACUUGAAUUCUGAUGGAGGGGGAGAAAUACCCAACCAAUAUGCUAGCAGGUUGGACUGGUUUGCUGUAGAUCUUGAAGGUGAACAUUCAGCAAUGGAUGGUCGAAUACUUGAAGAACACACAGAAUAUGUUGUAUAUGCGAUUCACAGGAUUUUGGAUCAAUACAAAGAAUCUCACGAUGCUCGAGUAAGAGAAGGUGCUGCAACCUCUGGUAGUUUGCCGAAAAGUGUCAUUUUAGUUGGACAUUCUAUGGGUGGUUUUGUUGCUAGAGCUGCAACUAUACAUCCUCGUUUAAGGAAGUCAUCCGUUGAUACUAUUCUUACACUUUCAACCCCACACCAAUCCCCUCCUGUGGCACUGCAGCCGUCAUUGGGUCAAUAUUUUGCACAUGUAAAUCAGGAAUGGAAAAAGAGAUAUGAGGUCCAAACUACUCGAACAGGACAAUAUAUGUCGGACCCCUUGUUCUCUCAUGUCGUUGUGGUCUCCAUCUCUGGUGGUUAUAAUGAUUAUCAGGUAAGAUCAAAGUUAGAGACUCUAGAUGACAUUGUGCCUUCAACUCAUGGCUUUAUGAUAAGUAGUACUGGCAUGAGAAACGUAUGGCUGUCUAUGGAACAUCAGGCAAUCUUAUGGUGUAAUCAAUUAGUUGUUCAAGUAUCACAUACCCUCCUUACUCUGAUAGACUCUAGAACAGGUCAGCCAUAUCCUGACACUCAAAAGAGACUAGCAGUGUUUUCAAGAAUGCUCCGUAGUGGGGUUCCACAAACUUUCAAUUGGAUGAGGCAAUCACAAGCAUCUUAUCAGACAACUCAUACUCCAAUUAAGGACAUUAAAAAUACUCGUGAUUCUCAAGUGUAUACUUUAUCUGGCUGUCCCAGCAAUAUUCACUGGAAUGAAGAUGGCCUUGAGAGGGAUCUAUACAUCCAGACUACUACUAUGACUGUUUUGGCAAUGGAUGGGAGGAGGCGGUGGUUGGACAUACAGAAAUUGGGUUCAAAUGGGAAAAACCAUUUCAUAUUUGUGACAAAUCUUGCUCCAUGUUUCGGAGUUAGACUUCAUCUAUGGCCCAAAAAGGUGCAAUCAACCUCAGACUUGGCUGCGAAUAAAAUGGUUGUUGAGGUGACAUCAAAGUUGGUGCAAAUCCCUUCGCGACCAGCACCAAGGCAGGGUGAACCUGGUAGUCAGACUGAGCAAGCACCUCCAUCUGCUGUACUUCAGUUGACUCCAGAGGAUAUGCGUGGUUUCAGAUUCCUGACAAUUUCAAUUGCUCCUCGUCCGAGUAUUUCAGGAAGACCUCCACCAGCAGCUUCCAUGGCAGUUGGCCAGUUCUUUAACCCCGAGGAUGGAGAAAGAGAUAUAUCUGCUCAGUUGAUGCUUCUAUCUUCCUAUUCUGAAAAGGAAUUACUUUUGAAAGAGGAUCAUCCCCUUGCUUUCAAUGUAACGUUCUCCAUUAGCUUAGGCCUUUUGCCUGUUACUCUAUCUCUAAAAACCUUGGGCUGUGGAAUAAAAAGGUCUGGACUUCCUUCUGAUGAGGCUGGAGACAUGGAAAGCAGUAAGCUUUGUAAACUGCGGUGUUUCCCACCAGUGGCACUUGCAUGGGAUCCUACAUCAGGUCUUCACAUAUUUCCUAAUUUGUACGGUGAAACUGUAAUAAUUGAUUCCUCGCCAGCUUUAUGGAGAUCUGCCCCGGGAUCUGAGAAGACUGCUGUCAUGUUACUGGUGGAUCCUCAUUGUUCAUAUAAAAUGGGCAUCACUGUUUCUGAAACUGCAGCUGCCAGCAGGUUUUUGCUUUUGUAUAGUUCACAGAUAGUUGGUUUCUCCAUUGCGGUUGUUUUUUUCGCUCUAAUGCGGCAAGCACAUGCAUGGGUUGUUGAUGUGCCUAUACCUUCAAUUUUGACAGCUGUGGAGUCUAAUUUGAGAUUGCCAUUACCAUUUUUGCUUCUAGGCAUCAUACCCAUUUUAAUUUCCUUAUUCAUUUCCUUUCUGCUGUCUCAACCACUUCCUCCUUUUGCAACUUUUAUCAUUAUUUCUAUGAUCUGUUAUCUUUUUGCAAAUGGGUCCAUGAUUCUUGUGAUCAUCGUUUCCCAAUUGGUCUUCUAUGCGGCUGCCAUCAUCCAUGUUUUUAUCAAGACAAGGUGGCAAGGAUCUGAAGGCAACUUUCGUUUAGGAUUUCUUCAUUGGUUUGUUAAUCUUUCUUGCAGUUUCUUUUCAUUAAAGGUUAUUAGGGUUCUAAGAGUCAAUCUAUCACUCGUGACAGCGCUGACUGCAAUCACCCUGGGUUGUUUUGUUCAUCCAGCAUUGGGUUUAUUCGUACUUCUCUUGUCUCAUGUUUUCUGCUGUCAUACUGCAUUGUGCGGUUUUUUGACGGCUUCAUUUCGCAGCCAUGCACGGAGAAAGGAAUUCUUUGAUUUCAGAGAUGAUGGAAAUCAAAGUGUAUUUAGAAAUGGGGUGUUCAACCAUAAUACCCCGUUGGAGGAAAACAGCUCUACUAGUCCAAACUCUUCAAAGAGUUUUGGCGACACACAGCUGGAGAUCUUCCAUCACCGUCAUGGCCUGUUGAUCCUGCAUCUUCUUGCGACACUGAUGUUUGUCCCUUCGCUUGUGGCUUGGCUGCAGAGGAUAGGAUUGGGACAUAGCUUUCCAUGGUUCCUGGAUUCUACUCUUUGCACCGGGGUCAUUCUUCAUGGCAUUUUACAUGCAAAGCCAGAGUGCAAUUCCCAAUUUUCAUUCUCAGUACUAGGGAGGGAAUUGAGAUUGGAUUUUGUUUAUUUGCUUGCCGGCUACUAUUCCUAUAUCUACGGCUUGAAUUUGGAGCCAUUCAGAGGUUUAUAUGCCAUGGCUGCUGUGGGCUUCAUAUUUUUAGCAUUGAGAAUAUUAUGGAGCAAGAAGGGAGAGCCACGUUUUGGGAGAAGAAAGCAUUCUCAUAAACAAUGACAAGGCGAUAUAUAACCAUGUUUCUUCGAGGGAUGUCGGUUGAUUGUAUUAUUGUAUGUCAGGCGCCGGGACGAGCUGCUGCUACUGAAGAUUUGAAACCCUCCCCAUUUGUAGGCAAGCAAUGUGACCUUAAUUCAUGUGAAGAACGCAGAGCGGGAAAAAGGCGGAAUUGUUGUUGUUGUUGUUGUUGUAGUAUAUGCCAGGGGAUUCUCUUGCGGCAAUGCAUUUUUGUAUAUGAGCAUUUUGUUUUCAGAUUAGAGAAAUAUUUGAAUGAGAAAUUGGUUUUGUAACAUUGUGCCGAGUGAAAACAACAGUAGCUCCAUCUAAUUUUGCCUUGAAAGUGAUUAGUGUGAUUUUGCUUUUA